Molecule: messenger RNA, 646 nt
Organism: Laetiporus sulphureus 93-53
Lineage: Eukaryota; Fungi; Basidiomycota; Agaricomycetes; Polyporales; Laetiporaceae
Exons: 3
Coding region: 53-394 (113 amino acids)
Source: RefSeq, a predicted model, not a curated record
GACCCAUAUUCAAUUGAAAGGAUAGCCUCUUAAACAAUUGACAGCUCACAAGAUGUCUACAUGCCCGUCUACUCCGUCAUCCUCCGCGAUUUCACUGGCACCCUCCGAGGCGACCACGGCUUCGACAAACUCGACAGCUACCUUGCUGCCGCACAAACAGAGUAAUGGCGCGAGCAGCUCUAUUCCUUCAAAAUCCACGUCAACACCAAAGAUAUUUGAGGAUGGCUUGGUAUCCUUGACAGCUUCAUAUGGAUUCGGCGGCAUGGCGCCUAUGCAGCCGCCAAAGAAAGAGACGAAGAAGAAGGCUGACACCGCACCCGCGGCGGGGAGCUCAUCUGACACCCGGUCUUCAUCUUCCAGUUACAAGUUCAAGUCGUGGUUCACAUCAAAAUAAAGUGCUUGCCACAGAUUCUUUUAGUCAUUGGUUGUAUCCUUUAUUUAUAUGAGCCGCUUGCCGAUACAAGACCCGAGAUCUCCCAGUGAUGCUGAGGCGUUCGCAAUUGAAGUUGCCCAGUUUACGUUCGCAAAUCAAUAAUCUUCCAUUCAUACGACACGUUCCAGAUAUUUAUUAAUAUCAAUCGUCAUGCACAUAUUGAUUGUGUAAUAUACUACAUACGUAUUUUUAUGCUGAAUGUUGACACUGGCC